Molecule: messenger RNA, 471 nt
Organism: Candidula unifasciata
Lineage: Eukaryota; Metazoa; Mollusca; Gastropoda; Stylommatophora; Geomitridae
Source: the annotation of a GenBank genome assembly
AUGGAAGCAAACACUGAAAUUGCAGAUUAUAGGAAAAGAAUGGACAAUUUCCCUUGUGCCUUCAAUCUGGCUGGCACUGACAAUUUGUCUACAGCAAGACUUAAAGCAGUGCAACAUAACCUUGACUCUGAGCUGGCCAUCAACGAUGGCUGCGACAACGAACUAAUCAUCAAAAGGAAUCUUUUAACCUGGGUACUGUUUCGUUUGGAUAAACGGGACGAGGCUUUGCAGUUAAACGGCCAGGUUAUUGAGUCAACUAGAAGCAAAAAUAUAGCUUCUUUGGCAAACCGUUCUUUCAUUGUGUUGCUAAUGAAAGAUGACGUCCAAGCUCUGAAAUUCCUCGAAGACCUGGAGAAGAUGAAAUCUGAUAAGAAUUUUCAAACAUAUUUCACCGAUGCCGAAGCAGAACAAGCGUAUUACUACAGCCGGCUUGGUGGCCUAAACUUGCAGCGGGCGAUAACCUUAUUCUGU